This is a messenger RNA of Schistosoma margrebowiei, 3672 nucleotides long. NCBI's taxonomy places the organism in Eukaryota, Metazoa, Platyhelminthes, Trematoda, Strigeidida, Schistosomatidae. The record is from the annotation of a GenBank genome assembly.
GUUUUGAAGCGUCAAGUUCGUAUAAAGCGUUACGGCGUCACUGAGUAAUCUCGUAAUAACAAAUUUAGUCUGCUUCGGUAGUUAAAGUGAUCAGCUUCCAACAAGCAAGUCUCAGGUUUGAAUCAGUGUCCAUCUACUUCGAUUUAAUCGCACUGGGACUUUCACUGAUUCUUAUAAACAGUGUGACUCAUAGUCGACUACUUAAAUCUGUACUUGAAAAAUAAUUUUCCAUGACAAGAUGCUUUGGAUUGUGUUUAUAUGUUCUAAAUUUAUUUUUUAACAUUAGUGACUCAUUACAUAAUACUCAUAACUUUGGAUAAUCCGUUGUACGCCGCAUUGCAGGAUAAUGUCUAAUAAAGGCAAAUCACAAGAUGAGGCUCUCAAUAAUGAAAAUUCAAAGUCAACAAAUUCAUUCUAUCAUGAAGAGAAUUCUGUGAAAUUGGAUGGAAGUGCUCACGAUCUUUUACAAUUUCGAGAUUGUUGUGAAUCUUUACGCGAGUUCAUAAAAAAUACAUGGCAGCGUAAAAAAUCACAGGAGAAGAUUAAUGCUUCGCAGUUUGCCUUUCUGAUGAUAUCUAUCAAGGAGUUGAACAGAAGAACUCAGUUUAGGAUUCGAAAAUCUCGAGAAAUAACUGCAGAGAAUAAGAAUAAAGUGGAUCAGUUACACUUAGGUUUGCAGAAUCUUUUAUAUGAAGUCGCUCACCUUGAAAAUGAAAUUCAAACAUGUUUAGAAUUUAGGUCUCGACAUGAAGAUAUAAAAUUAAUUCCGGUAGAAGAGUUCUAUGAGAAAACUGGGCGCAAAGUUGGAAGCUUAUCAGAACAUCAGGAGACUUUGGAGCGUCUUCAUUGGGAGCUUGAACAACGAAAGGCUUUAUCUGACUCUUGUGAUAAACUAAAAAGUGCUGUUGAAUCUACUUCACAAACCAUUAAAAAGAAACGGAAUUAUUUAGCUAGUUUUGGUCCAAAGUUGAAGGAUGUUGCUGAAAGUACUUUAAUUAUCCAGGAACUAAUGGACUUACCGUUUACCAACGAGAAUGAACAGUAUAAUUUGGCGUUUCUUCUACCUUCACCACUGUAUAUUCUGUAUUCUCUCUUAAAGUCAUACAUAUCUAUGUCAGGAAAAAAAUCAGAAUUUUCUGUAUCAAUCGAAGGUGAUUCGGAAUUAGCCAAAGCUGUUAAUCAAACAACAGAACAAACGGAAUCCCAGUCUUCACCACAGGAAGCUGAUGAUUCUGAUGUAGAUGAUGGAGAGGGGAAUAAAAAACGCAAAAAGAAACGUUAUGCGACAGAAUGCAUCGAUGAUACAGAUAAAGAGUUUAUCAAUGAAAAGACUAUUAAAUUCCAUCCAUUAACUGUUUUGUUAACGGUUUCUGUCCCUAAAAAUUCAGAUAUACCACUUAGUGAACGUGGUUUUAGUAUCAAAUUAUCAUUCGCUUGGAUGUUAGAUUUACAUCUGGUAACGGUGAGAUUACAAUUUUCAGCAGACAAAACUGCUUCACUUCCCCGAUCAAAAACUGGAAAUAGCUUGCUUAAUUCUGAACAGCUUUUGUCCAGUUUACAAUGGUCUUGUGACCAACUUGGCUUCGGUGGUUGUAGUUCAGAUAUACCUAUUUUAUUUCUUCCUAAUUCACAAAAAUCGAUUACAUGGAAUGCAUGCGAAUCCGUCGGACGACCAUAUUCGUGGGCUCAACAACUAUCAGGUAUUAACUGCUUUCCAGAUAGGUUAUCUGAUAAUAAAUUAUGUGAACAGUCAUCAAAAUCUACCGAUUCAGAACAUUUUGGGGAAAUUGAAUCUUGGUUAAAAUCUCUUCAAUCGCGAAUUAUUGACAGACUAUAUCUUAUUGAAGAGCUUUCAGAAAUUGAACGCUGCAACUUGUUGUUAUCACCCGAGCAACAACAGUUAAUCCCCUCUGAUGUUGAACUUCGCAUUAUUCGGUGGAAGAGUUCUAAUUUUGAAACUUUACAGUCCGUUCCUCGUGCUCAGGUUAUGAUUGCUUUAAAUGUAAUUCGUCCUGAGGACUCAGUAUUCCAGUGUCACAUUGGGAGAGAUGAAAACUAUUUUGUCACUGUAUGGGUCUGUAUCCCACCUCAGUAUCCACAUAAAGCGCCAUUACUAAUUAUGGACGGUCUAAUCAAUUUUGUCAGUCCCAGUGGUACACAUAAUACGGAGGAUGUUGUCACUGACUUAUCUGAUCUUCAUAUACAGGAAUUAGAAACUGAAGUCAACUGUUAUUGGCAAGAAUUUUUCAUUUCAUCUAUAAAUCAAAAUAAUAGUCAUACGGUUGUAAACUAUUUUGGUAAUACUAAUGAUAUUACUUCUAAUAAUAUUAUAAAUUCCGAUAAGCCGUUUUAUAAUGGUAAUCAGUGUGUCGGAUUAAGUAAAUGGAAUCGAAAUAUAUUAUCUUGUCAGUUAGCUAGAUGUGCUGCUUGUAUCGAUGCAUUAUGUCGUGAUCAAAUAAUUUGGAAAAAUUCGUUGAAAUCAACAAACAAUUCAUGUGUUCGUUCUGUUAGAUAUCCAACAAGAAGUCGUCCUCUUCGUUACUUACCUUCACCGGGUGCAUUUGUUCAUCGUUAAUAAUAUAUAUAGAUUGUUUUCCACUUAUCUCUUAUUGUUUGUAUAAGUGUACUUAAACGCUUCAGAUAUUUUUGUAAAUCUGUAUUAUUAUUACUUUUCUGUUAAAACGAAUGUAAUUUUACCUUAUUGUCUAGUUUAUAUAUGCCACAAUUUUUGUACUGAUAGACUCUAAACUGGAUAACAUUAUUGCUUUUUUAUAGUAAAUCUGAACUAAAUAUACAUUUGUUUGUAUAUAACAUUUUGAUGGAAAAUGAUUGACGUGUCAUUUGUUUUUAUUUAACAACAUUGGAAAUGAAUGAAAAGUUUAAUUUUUUUAUAUUUAUUCCUACUAGGUGGUUUUUAAAUCAAUAAAUAUCCUUCCCUAAAUGUUUAAAUUCCUUAAUAACAUUUGCUAUUUCAGUUAACUAACUUUCUUUUUGUCAACCAAAUUAAGAAUUUUUCUGUAUAUGACCUUUGGAAGUAGAUCAAACUGUGAAUUUCAGUUUAUGUUAUAUGGAUUAUUUUUUGUAUCGUUAUCAUAUGAUGGGUCGGUGAUGAAAUUCAUUUAGUUGAUUGUUUUAAAAAAACCACCUUAAAUUCCAUCGAAUACUACUGUAUUGAUGUGAGUUGUUUAGUUUGUAUUCAAACUAUGAUCUAUUAAAAUGUUCAUGAGUGGAGAGAAAAAAGCCUGGGAUUAGAAUCAAGAUAUUCAGAGAACGUUUGUAGAAUAAAUAAGAAUUAACUUUUCAGCAACAGUUUAUAUAUUAAAACAAGUUUCUAAUGGUUGUUUUGUCAGAAUCGCUGCUUUCAAUAUUUAUAUCUAAUUUGAUCAUAAACAUACUUUUAGAGGCUAGAUAUUAUUCAUCUAACUUUUUGAAGAGUGAUCUCAUCAACGUUAAGUACUGAGAUGACGUAGUUCUUUUUGACGAGGAUUUUGAAAUAAUUCCGGUUUUUUGGGUCUUCAGUAGCAACGCAAGUUUAUUUGGGAUUCACUUCUGUUCCUCUAAGUUAGAAAUGUUGCUUCAGGACUGGUUUGCGUCAAUGUUUUACCUUUCGUUUUCUAAAUUUAUAGUUUAGUGUAAUUCCAUACGUUUAAUUCAAUAUGUUUAUUUUCUGGA